Molecule: messenger RNA, 1678 nt
Organism: Exophiala mesophila
Lineage: Eukaryota; Fungi; Ascomycota; Eurotiomycetes; Chaetothyriales; Herpotrichiellaceae
Exons: 6
Coding region: 1-1602 (533 amino acids)
Biological process (GO): transmembrane transport; carbohydrate transport
Cellular component (GO): membrane
Molecular function (GO): carbohydrate:proton symporter activity
Source: RefSeq, a predicted model, not a curated record
AUGGGAAAACUCAUUCCUAAUGCUUUCAACCUGGCCGUGGUCAUUUAUGUCGCGCUAGGUUCUACAGCAUGCUCAUAUGGCAUGGCCAUCAUUGGGUCCACCAUUGGUCAGCCUUCUUUCUAUGCCUCGCUGGGCCUUGCACAAGCUGGCGAGGAUGGUUAUAGCCGUACCGCAGAGUACAUUGGUGCAUUCAACGGUGUAAACGCUGCUGGCUCUGCCAUCGGCUGUGCUGGUUGCUCCUACUUCGCCGAUCGAUACAGCAGGAAGAAGACCAUUCAAUGGUCUGCGAUCAUCCUCUCCAUCGGUGCUGGUAUCUGUGCUGGCUCUGUAAACAAUGCCAUGUUCAUAGUUGGUCGGCUCAUCAACGGCUUUGGGAUUGGAGCACUUGUCACUGCCAUCCCUAUGUACCAAGCCGAAGUCUCCACUCCAGAGUCUCGGGGCUUCAUGGUCUCUAUGCACGGUGUCAUGUUUGCAAUGGGGUACUCGUUGUCGGGUUGGUUAGGUUUUGGAGUCUCCUUUAUCUCUACGAGUGGCUCGACUUCCUCGUUCCCAUGGCGGUUCCCCAUCGCCUUUCAGGCCAUCCCAGCACUCCUACUCCUUGCUGGCUCUCCGUGGCUCCCAUACAGUCCUCGAUGGCUCAUGAUGCACGAUCGAUUUGAUGAGGCCCACGAGGUGAUCAAGCGCCUUCAUCGGACGAAAGGUGAUCCUCACGACUCUCUUGCCCGCAAAGAGUUCUAUCAAAUGAAGAAACAAGUCGAACUUGACCGUCAGAUUAAUGCUACCACUUCCAAAUUUGAGAUCGUCAAAACGCCGGCCAACCGAAGAAGGGCGCUUGUUGGUUUUCUACUCAUGUGGAACAACCAAUUUACCGGCGUCCUCAUCAUUGCCAACUACGGGAUCUUGCUCUACAUCUCCCUCGGAAUGACAGGGUAUAUGCCUCUACUUCUCACGUCGCUCUGGGUUACUUCAACCAUCCCUGGCAACAUCUUUUGCGCGUUCUAUAUUGAAAGAUUCGGACGACGCAGGUUCAUGUUGAUUGGCCUUACUGGAAUUCUCAUUACACUCAUCUGCGAAAUCGCACUGCAAGCUUCAUUCCUGGGAACCGACAACCGUGCCGGUCAAAACGCUGCCAUCUUCUUCAUCUUCCUGUUCAUCACCCCCUUCUGGUCAACUUUUAUGGACGCUAGUCAAUUCCUUUAUCUCUCCGAAAUCUUCCCUACCCACAUUCGUAGCCAAGGUAUGGGAAUCGGCAUGGCCGGUUUGUAUCUGGCCGACAUUAUUCUCCUCGUGGCGGGCCCGAUUGCGCUCGACAAGAUUGGCUGGAAGUUCUUCCUGGUGUUGAUCAUUCCAACUGCGCUUCACAUCCUUUUCGUCUAUUUCAUGUGUCCUGAGACCAAGGGACGAAGCUUGGAGGACAUCAACGCCCAAUUUGGUGAACAGGUCGCCAUUCAUUACUACAAUGCCACCGCGGAAGAACAGGCCGAGCUGGAAAAGGCCGCCAUGCAGGACGAGGAGGCCGAGCGCAGAGGAAUAGUGGGCAAUACCUUGGAUGAGAAGAACGGUGGCGUCGAGCAGCAAGAGAUCGCCAACAAGGCUGCUUGAAGAGUCUUCAACUGAACAUGGACUCAUGGCCGUCUGGCGGACUGGUAUGGGACACGGUGCGAUGCGUUGAUACAAG